Lactuca virosa is the source of this 300-nucleotide messenger RNA. The record is from the annotation of a GenBank genome assembly. Lineage: Eukaryota; Viridiplantae; Streptophyta; Magnoliopsida; Asterales; Asteraceae.
AUGAUUUAUACAAUUUCACCUCUCAAUUCCUCCACCAUAAUCCGCCUUCUCUUCCGAUCAACUCUGAAAAUCGACACCAUGUGUUUGAGACCAUUACUGUUUGGAUCGCUAUCAAGACAAGUGAAGGCAAUGGCAGUUCAUCCAGCGGCCACCAUAACCACCAUACUACAUUACAGUCGUCUCCUCCCCCGGGAUCUCACCUUUGAUUUAGAGAGACACCGAUUCAUUCGCCAUGAGUUGAUUGACGAUCACACCUUCCUGUUCAAUUUCAUUGUUAAUAUCUUGUCAUGCUUCUGGUAG